AUGCUAUCCGACAAGCCUCAAUCACCGAGACCGACUGCGUUCGAGCCUUGCCAAGUUCAUCAUGUCCUUCAAUUCUGCAUGCGCCACUCAUCACCACACAAACACUUGAUCAUCUGUUCGACCCGUGAUGCUUUUCUACAAAACCUCUUGUACGAAGUUCAGAGACACCAAGGAGAUGAUCAUAGCUCAGCUCUAAACCUGCUUGCUCCAACUUUGAGCAAUCUACACAAUUCACGCGGCGUUCAAAUCACUUUCUGUCCGGAUCUUGCCAACCUGCGAGCCUACCUUGUGGCACUUAUGCAUCGUCCUCGAUCAGAGAUCACCAGUCAAAAGUCCAGAGACACACCCGAUCAACCUCGUUCACUUCUGAUCAUCAUGAACCCGGUCAAGCUUCAUGAAAAUACCUUGUCCUACUCGGCUCAGGGGUUUAAUCGAACCUUUGCUUCUGUUGUAGACGUAGCACAUCAUCUCGAUCAACAGCUCAUCAUGGUUGAAUGCAUUCAACCAGAAGACGAAUACGAAGUUGCUGCCCAUGAGGAUGAAGACAUGCUCGAUGGACAACACACGACCGCCAAACCAUGGAACCAUGAUUUGUCCAUGCUGAACAUAACCACCAAGACGUUCGGCGGUGGAGAGCGAGGUUGGGUUGGCAGAAGUGUGAAAGUUAGACAGGUUGCUCGGCGAUGGUUCGAAUUUCGAAAGCUGGAGGAAAGAGAUGCGUGUCCGGCGCAAGAAGCAGUGGAAUGA
Molecule: messenger RNA, 747 nt
Organism: Aureobasidium pullulans EXF-150
Lineage: Eukaryota; Fungi; Ascomycota; Dothideomycetes; Dothideales; Saccotheciaceae
Exons: 1
Coding region: 1-747 (248 amino acids)
Source: RefSeq, a predicted model, not a curated record